Molecule: messenger RNA, 990 nt
Organism: Colletotrichum higginsianum IMI 349063
Lineage: Eukaryota; Fungi; Ascomycota; Sordariomycetes; Glomerellales; Glomerellaceae
Product: Short-chain dehydrogenase
Exons: 2
Coding region: 1-990 (329 amino acids)
Cellular component (GO): cytoplasm
Molecular function (GO): oxidoreductase activity, acting on the CH-OH group of donors, NAD or NADP as acceptor
Source: RefSeq, a predicted model, not a curated record
AUGUCGGGGAACCCCAAGAAGACUCGGUCGUCUUUCAGCGUAUCUGGCAAAACUGCCAUAAUCACUGGUGCUGGAUCAGGCAUCAACCUCUGUUUUGCCGAGAUUCUGCUCGCCCGUGGCUGCAAUGUACUUAUUGCCGACAUAUCUCUGAGACCCGAAGCAGAGGCUCUCGUCUCCAAACACCGAGACGCCGACAGCAAGCCCCGUGCCGUCUUCGCCGAGACAGACGUAACCUCGUGGCCGGCGCUUUCCCGCAUGUUCAACACCGCCAUCGCCGAGUUUGGGGGAUUCGACAUCUUCUGUCCCGGGGCCGGCGUGUAUGAGCCGCACUGGUCGAACUUCUGGCAUCCGCCGGGAUCGGCCGAGAGCAAAGACAGUCUGGACGGCGGGCGGUACGCUCUGCUCGACAUCAACGUCACGCACCCGAUUCGCUCGACGCAGUUGGCCAUUUCUCACUGGCUGCACCCGAAGACGGCCGACGAUGCCGUCAUCCCCUCUGCGGUCAAAGCCUCGCCCGAAAACCCAAAGAGGAUCGUUCACAUCUCAUCCGUCGCGGGCCAGGUGCCGAACUUCAACGCUCCACUUUAUGCGGCCUCCAAAUUCGCCAUCACCGGCUUCGUGCGGAGUCUGGCCCGGCUGGAAGAGACUGACGGGAUCCGAGUCAACGCGGUAGCGCCGGGCGUCGUCCGCACGCCGCUCUGGACCGAGAACCCCGAGAAGCUCAUCAACUUGGACGCAAGUCAAGACGGCUGGGUCACUCCCCAAGAGGUGGCAGAGGCCAUGCUGCAGUGUGUCGAGCAAGAUUCGCUUGUUGGGGGGUCCAUCCUGGAGGUGGGAAAGGGCCACACCCGGUUGGUUGAGGUGUUCAACGAUGCCGGUCCAGACAGAGACCCGCAGAACGGCUUGAUGGCGAGGAACGUGUCCAAAGGGACCGAUAUGAUACUCUCCUGGCUCAAGGACGCAGCCAAGUGGGCUGUUGGUAGAGACUAG